Molecule: messenger RNA, 3427 nt
Organism: Rana temporaria (common frog)
Lineage: Eukaryota; Metazoa; Chordata; Amphibia; Anura; Ranidae
Exons: 2
Coding region: 1254-3407 (717 amino acids)
Molecular function (GO): nucleic acid binding; zinc ion binding
Source: RefSeq, a predicted model, not a curated record
AUCUAGGAUUCCAUUUCAUAUAAUAUAGGUCUCUGUAGAGACAUUUCAAUAUGUACUUUUUGUUUUUUGCUUUUAUUCUAACAUUUAAGUUUUGCGGUUUUCAUAAAUAGAUUAUGUGCUAGAUGGCUAGUUCCGGAGCAGGCAUUCUGUAUGCAAGUAACGUGUUCUUCUAUCUUUGAAGUUUAACAAUUGUUCCUUAAAAUCCUCUGAAAUCUGUAAGACUGAAACUUGUGAACUUGUUCCCCUUUUUCUAAACAUGUAAGGAGGAGGAGAUUUCUGUAUCUCUCUGUAUGUGUGUAUAAAAACUCUGUCGAAAAAUAUAGCAAUUUGCAAUCAUCGAUACAGCAUAAGUGUCUGUGUCAUCAUUGUCCCGCUAGCGAGAGGGAGUGUCCCACCUGUCCAAGGUCCAGCCUAGGCAACAGGAUCAGAACCGAACCUAACAGAACUGGUACCAGGAAGCAGGGUACUGAUUGACCAGGUAAGGCCACACUUAUUCUCGAAUUUUACAUUUGGGUGUUUUUGUGUUCUUUGCCUGGCUCAGUAGAACCUCGGAUAAUUUUAAUUUUUAGUUUUAAAAUUCUGUUGUGCGCAUUGCAGAGGUUGCGGUUAUAAAGGAUAGGGAGAGUCCGACGGAGUGUCUGACUAUAAACUAACAGAGUCGACGGGUUUGUCUGACUAUAAACUAUUGUAAGAAUAUUUCAGGGUAGCAGCAGAUUGCUCCCUGAAGAAGGACGGACAGAGUGGAGCCCCAAGUACAAAAGAGCUCAUUUCUUGUUUUGUAUUGUCUGAAAUUGAUGUGAUUUAAUCUGUUGCAACCUUUUGAAUAAUAUAGAACAUACUGUAUUGUAUAAUAUAAGAUUGUUGUUGUUAAAAAAAAAACAGUGAUUACAUGUCAUACUCUGUGCCAAAGACCUCCUGUAUUGAGUGCAAAACAGGUUUAACUUUCUUGGCAGACGGGUCAAAGUUAUCCCUAAUCUCUGUAUGGCCAAGAGAACAUAGAAGUCCAACUCAAUUAGGCAACAGGAGAUUUUACCCGUUUAAUAAAAAAAAACAGUCUCCCUGCACUAGAGUGCAUCGAGUGAAUAUACACAAUCAGAUACCGUUCACCCCACAGGAAGGUCUUAGAGAAGGCCUGUCCCCGGACGAAGUGAAGGAGAUUGUGCAAAGGACAGGACAAACUUUAGUUGUCUGUCCCUUUUCUUUACCAGUGUCCCAAAUAUUUUAAAGGAGGACUUGAAAUACAGAGUACCGACAUGGGUAAUAAAUUUGGGAAGGAAGAUUCAGAAGGUAAGCUGAAGCAACCCUCCCCUAUAGAGUUUGUUAAGAGUGAAAUACCAAUUGUAUAUUGUGAUCCUUUUUGGGACUUGAUAAUGAAACGAAGCCACCAGUUGCAUAUGUCAGGAUAUAGUCCCGUGGGCCCCACUAACAGACAGCAAUGGUAUGAGGUAGAGAAAAUGUGUGGAAUAGGAAAGAACAUAUAUCCACCAGGGGACUGGGAUACGGAGUAUAUGAAAAAAUGUUUUAAGAAGUGGAGGCCUUUAGUGGAAAAAUAUGAAAAGAAAUAUGCGGAGUUGGACCAAGGUACUGCCCUUACUAGGGAAGUUCCUCCACCUUAUACCAGGCGCCCACCCCCAGUGCCAACCUCGCCAACCCCACCGUCUUAUGUUUUUGUUAAAGAGGAAGCUCCUCGCAGAAAAUUAUACCCCGUUCUUUCAAAUCCUCAAGUUGCAAUCAUGGCUUAUGGCUCAGCAACUGACCAGCAAAAACAACAAUGGGAAGAUAGAGCCAAGGAGGAGGCAGAUAAAAGGGCAUCUGAAGAGGGCAGGAGAAUAAGAGAAGCCCAGAGAAGAGCGGAUAUAAAAAGGGAGUUUGAGGAGUUGCAAAGGGACUUAGACUCAGUUAAUACUCAAACGAGAAUAGCAGACAUGAGAAAUAAGAGAGAUGAAAUAGAAGAAGACGCGAGACGCCUUCGGGAACAGCAGAGGGAAAUAAACUUAAGACAUGAACAGAUGAAUGAACAUAAACAAAGUCUAGAUGCACAGGCCCAAGAGGUGAGGGACUAUGGGGAGCAACUUAACAGGGAAAAAAAGGAGAUUUUGGCACGAAAAAGUGACCUCGACCAAAGAAAACUUGAGUUGGAGAAAAUUGCUAGGGAACAACAGGAGCAGUUGCGUUUAAUAGAAGAGCAGCGGGUGCUUACUGCCCCUCGGACUAGGUUAGCAGCCUCUAAGGCUGCCAAAGCAGCUCAACAGGCUGAAACUAUACGAGAACAGCAACCUGACAGAGAGAGUGGUGAUGAGGAAGAGAUUACUGCCCCAAGUUUGGAGGGAGAAAUGAAACAUAUUGCCAUUACACAAGUAAAAGUCCAAACAGAACCCCAAGUUUCUCCACAACUUCCAGGGACGAGGGUAUUCCCAAUGAUGACCAUAGGCACCAUGGAAGUGUAUGUCCCCUUUACCAUGGGUCAGUUAAAGGAUCUUAGAGAUACCUGUCCUACUCCAAAAAAGGACCCUAGAGGCGCAGCUACUUUCUUGGGUAGAUUCUGUGCUGGUGCGGGAAUGACAAAGGAAGACUUACUGUUAAUCAUACAGAUGAUCGACCCUGACCCUGGCCAGGAUUUUCCUUUUGAUAACACCUACAAAUCUGCUCUUACAACUGAAGGACCGAUAAACCUCCAGGAGUUCUGGAGACUGACUGGCCAUCAUUGGAUGACCAUAUACAAGGGUACUAGUGCACUCACAUCCUUCAUAACAAGCUCUCAAAAGACAGGGGAAGAGUAUUUUGCAUAUGUUAAACGUAUGCAUUUAGCUUGGAAGGAUGCGGGUCUAACAGACCAUACCCUUUUUGUAACCACCACACUUAACGGGGGAAGCCAGAAGAUAGCACAAAUGUUAAAAAUAUUAGACCCUAAAAUUAUGAACAUGACUCCGGAGGCCUUUGUAGAACAUGUAAAGGUUAGGCAUCAAACAGGUCUCUUUGAAGCGAAAGGAGGACUUUUCCCAGCUUUAACGGGAGAGCCCAUGCUGGAGGAAACACCCCUGUUGGCGGCGCAAAUGCCUUACCAACAACAGAAUCAGUACCCUGUUGGCAAUCAGUAUCCUCCACGCUCUGUGCCAUACCCUCGCCAGGGCCCACAAAAUGAUCAAGCAUGUUUCCAUUGUGGUGGCUUUGGCCACUGGAAGGCUAACUGCCCACAAAGGAGACAAAAUUAUAGAGGUAAAAAGGGAAACAGGGGAGCUUAUAGAGGUCAAAACCCUAACUGGAAUGACAAUAGACAGAUAGCCCAGUACCCACAGUGGAACCAACAGGCACAAUCUCAAAACCAACCACAGCAGCUACAAGCUGGUGCCGGGCCUCUUCCCUCUCCCCAAAUACCGGUACAAUGGCCAAACAGACAAAACCCAUAGGGAGGCCCGGAGCGUAUCCC